GACGAGUAAACCUAAUUCUCCUCCUCUUCCACCCCCAGCUUACUCCUCAAUUUCAAUCCUGGACAUCAUUAAGCCCAAUUACUGCUGUGAUCGUUUAUCUUUCGCAGUCGGGGGUUCAACCUCUUUCGACUCUUUGAUCCAUUCUAUCUCCCAUACGGUCCAUACCUCGUUUCCCACCCCCCCUUCGAGCCAAACCUCUUCCAGUGGUCUUCCUUGACCGCACAUCUUUUUCCUUUUCUUCUUCCGGUAUUCAUCUAAACCCCAAUGUUCUGAUAUUGCCAUCUGGGCCUUAUAGAAAGAAUGGCGUCCGUCGCAGAUAUACAACCAGAACCUCACCCCUCAACUCCUGAUUCUGAGACUCAUUACGCUUCGAAUGAUCCAUUGAAUCCAUCUGAUCUCACGGACUCAACUACCCCGGCCACCCUUGAGCAUCCAAAUCCACAUGAAAACCAACAUCGGCCAAAUCCUCGACCAAAGAAUCCUACAUAUUCGCAGUUCUCUCAAACACAGUCAGCCACAGCCCGAUCGCGCGCAUACUCAACAGCUUCCACCUCGUCCGUAAAUUCCGUUCGUCGCAAACCUUUACCUGUAAGUGCCUCGCCUUUGGCAACCAGGUUUUCCACCAGGUAUUCCACGGCGGAAUACUUCAGUCCAUCCAUCGAAGAACUACCAGAGCCGGAUCUUCCAUAUUCUCGGUAUACGAACAUUGCUGAUAGUCCAACACUCUACGAAUUUCCAUCGGAUUUAAAAAGCGCUUUGCCGUUCUCCCCAGAAAGUUCUAGCAACAGGAAUUCCAUCCGAAGUUCAAUAAGAAGUUCGAGGAGCUCCAAAAGUUCGAAAAGUGCUAAGAGUGUUUCGAAACAAGAACGGCCAUCAUCAAAGAGAUAUUCGAGCGAACAUAUCGCUUGGACUUCAGUGACGCCAGCGCUAGCAGAACAACCAACAGAUAACGAAGAACAAAUUCUUAGUCCAAAAAGUCCAAACCUUUUAGUCCCGUCUCAUACACGUCCACCGGGAGCCUCGAGGCAUGCAAGAUUGGUUAGCGAUUCGCCAUUAAGUUCUGAUUCUGAAUCUACCGGUCAUUGGUACGGGGAUUCAAGUCCAGGAAGUCGUCCGGUUUCUGCUACUAUGUCCAUUUUCUCAUCCAAAGCUACACCACCACAUAAUAUUAUACCUAAUGCUCCGGCACGAUCCUAUACUCACGAAUCUCACGACUCUACAUCAACUAUACAAAAACCCAAAUCACCAGGGAAACUUGGCUCUUUCUUUAGUAGCUGGGGAGGUGCUGUGUCCCCAUCGAGCUCAACGACAACCUUUUCGGAAGAUAAGGCAGAUUAUUCUCCAAACUCACCAAUACCAUCGUCAAAUGCAUCUCCGCAUAAACUUUCGGAAUUUGAAGACUCCCAAUCAAGGACACAUAAUACUAAGGCACCACCGGCCGCGAUCGAUAUUCCCAAAGCCAAUGCAGAUGCUGCCCAUUACUUCGAAAACGCAUAUUUACAAAUACCCAUAGCGACGCCUAGUCCGCCACCUUUAAUAGUCGAAGAAAUGGAGCGAGAAUUGAAAGAUAUUAGCCAAGAGCUGGCGUCUUCCAUACGAAGGGAGAUGGACCUGGAAGAUCUUGUAGACAGGUUACAGCUCGAGGCCCAAAAUUCGGGAACGAAUAGUAGCAAGCGAACAAGUGAUUAUUUUUCAGAUGCUGGAACAAGUGUGAUUCCCAGAUAUGGAGAUCCCGAUCCUAAGCAGGAUGAGCUUGAUCGAAUACAGAGAAAGACAGAGCAAGAAAAGGCCUCUAUCAGAUUAGAGCUUACAGAUAAGCUGCAAGAUGAGAGAGCUAUAAGAAAAGAACUCGAAACACAAAUUCGGUCUCUAGAAGAAAGAGCGGCUCAGGUUGAUCUUGCAGCUAUAAAUUCCGUGGAUGCUAAUGGACGACUUAAAGAGUUGGAGGCAACUUGUGAAGAUCUUCGACGCAAAUUGUCUGAAGAGAAACAGAUCAGGGAAAACUUCGAAGAUCUUUUGACUGCACUCAAAGCAGACCUUGAAACCUCACAUAAUGAACGUGAUAAUUUACGAGACGAAAUCGUUCCUCAGCUCAAGGCCCGUGUGGAAGGACUUGAAGCACAAGCUGCAGAACAUGAAAAGUUGACCUACGAGCAAAGCAAGCUGAAUCAAGAAAUACAAACUCUCAAGAAGGAGAACACCACAUUGGUUAAUGCUCAAAGGCUACAGAUGGAGAUGAGCCAGUUCAACUCCCUUUCGGAAGAAGAUGGCAUAGGUAGCAUAAGCAAUCUACCUAGGUCGAGAUCAUCCAUAAUGAGCAUCGGUGGCACCGGUGGACUCGGUAGUUUGAGUGGUGCUUUAGGUGGUCUAGGUGGCUUGAAACGGGCCAACUCUCUUGCACACACUGGCAAAACCGCUAGAUCACCGGGCUUAUCUAGGACAUCAUCCGUUAAGACUGCUGAAUCUAGAGAUGCUCUGGCGGAACGAGUAAAGGACAUUGAACUCCAACGAGAUUCUCUACAUAGUGCUCUUAAAAGUUUGCUUGAACGUCAAGAGCACCAGAACCGUGAAAAUGAGAAGAAAAUCCGCCAAUUGGAGAUGGAAAGAGAUCGUGCGUUGAACCAAUCUCCGAGGCGGCAAGGAUACGAUAGGGAAGUUUCGAAUCUGAGAGAGGAAAUCAAUACCCUCCGUCGCCGUGCUGAUGAAGCAAUUGAGCAAAAGUGGCAAUGUGAAAAAGGUCUAGGUGGUUUGAAGAUGGAUCUCGAUCGCGCUGAACAGGAAAUCGGCUCACUACGAAGCCUGUUACAAGAGAAAGACAUAUUAAUCAAACGAUCUAGUACAGAUUCUAGGCCCGGUAGCUCACACGCAACCUCCGAGACACUUGAGCGAUCGUACCGGGAUCUUCAGGCAGCUUACUCAGCUUCCCUGGAGCAAAUCAAGGCCCUUGAAAUCUCGGCUACUAGUGAUGAGGAUACUGCAAAAGCUAUGGAGCAGUUGGAGAGAAGCUUGUCUGACGCAAUUACAGAAAGAGAUGUUGUAAAACAGGAGCUUGAGGCAGUCAGAGAGCAAUCUGAAUCCUUGAGAGAUUCCGAAAAGGUACACCUUCAAGAGGAGAUGCAAUUGGCAGAUGAGCUACGUGAAUCGGCCAGACGCGUCGAGGAAUUGGCUGGACAAGUCAGACUGCAACUUGCUUCAAAUAGCACUCUCAGACAACGUCUAGCUGACGCUAUCGAGCGAGGAGAGAAGGAGCAGAAAGCCAAUGCGCAAAAGAUCACAUUCCUCCAAACCAAGCUCAGGGCUCUUGAGGAGCAGCUUAUGGCUGCUCAGAAUAUCUCAGAGGCCAGAAUGGCUCGUCAUGAAGAUGAUAUUCGUGAUAUCAAGGAUAGUCAUAAUAUCCAGCUUCUUCGCGUGAAGUCGGAACUCCGUUCCCCUCGUUCAUUCGGGCCGAAAUCUCCCAUGUCUCCAUUUUUCGCAAAUGCGAAGAAGGUACCACGUCUUUCUAUUACCACAUCCGGAAAAGGAAUGUCGGUAUCCGAGGACUCAAAGGUUGAGGUUUUAAGACAACAAGUUGUAAACCUUGAGGCUGCCCUUGCAGAAGCAGAUAGAGAGAUGGAGGAAGUUGUCGGUCGUAUGAAUAUUGCACAGAUCGAAGUAAUGGAACUACAGAACGAAAGAGAAGAAGCCGUACGUGAAACGAGGAAAUUACAGAAGACGAUUGAACAAGAAAGAUUGAGAGCUUUCGAGGGGAGAUUUGCUACUCUUAACUCUUCAUCAUAAUGAAUCUGGGAUGUUGAGGUAGAGGGUGGUUUUAAGAUUGUUUCAUCAAGCGGCUUUAGCGUUUGUCAGUCUGAUGGUGGUUUUCUAUCAGCAUUUUUUCUUUGUUAAUCACCCAAGAGCUCCGGAAUUGAUGAGUCUCAAUGGAUGGGUGAAUAUGGAGUUUUAUUUAUUAUUGAUUGGCUUUUUUUUUCGUCAUCGACAAAAUGCAUCAAACGGAAUGGGCCAAUUUGGCGACUUUUGCAUCAUAUUAUAUAUGCUGAGGUCGAAAGAUAUCUUGGUGGAGUCGAAUGAUAUCUUAUCUAAUAUUAUUUCCAACGUGGUGGAACAAAUGAUGAGCUGUGGUCAAGGAAAUGGAGACGGUUGUAAUUAUUUUGGUAAUGGGCCUCGUUGGGAGAUGGGGACGGAUACAUAUGGGUACAAGGAUAAAGGAGAAGCGGUAGCUUAUAUGGUUAUUUGUUGUAUAUUGUAUAUACUGGAUUUUAGAUACCAGAUGGUAUGGGGGGGUAGGGAGAAGAAGUAGUUGGUUGGUUGCAAGUUACCUACUUGGUCUUGGAAUCAAACGGAAUGAAUGGAUCGUGUUGAACCA
Molecule: messenger RNA, 4363 nt
Organism: Botrytis cinerea B05.10
Lineage: Eukaryota; Fungi; Ascomycota; Leotiomycetes; Helotiales; Sclerotiniaceae
Exons: 3
Coding region: 301-3777 (1158 amino acids)
Source: RefSeq, a predicted model, not a curated record